CUGGGGAACAGAAGAAAGCACGAGGGAGUGGAGGGAAAGGAAAAGCCUAUGCCUGCAGUAGAGAGACUUGGCAGAGCUUCCUUUCUUUUGUCUGUCUGGUUUAGGGCUGCAGCGCCAGAGGAAAUCAGGAAACGUCCAGGCAUGGUGGUUGUGGUGAAGCACGGGGACAAUUUCAGCAUCUGUGACGAAAAAACAAACAAAAAAAAUCCAUAUUUUAACUGAAUCGACUGGAAACUGAACUUCUGGGAUUUGGGAGUCAAAGACAAAAGAAGAUAUUUUUCAGGUUUCUUUUCUUCGCAAGUCAGAUUCUGGGCCGUUGGACGUCAUUGGCUUCUGGAGGACAACAGAAAAACAACAGAUUUCAUACUGGUUGGUAUUUUCCUGGAAAAUUUUCCUGGAUAAACCACAGAAAGGCCAAUCAGAGCCAGAAGAAGGCCAACCUCGCACCAACCAAGAGCCAAACAUGAUGUGAAUGGAAACAGGACUAUUCCGCCCUUUCCAGAGGGGACACAGAUGGUGAUGUUUGGCAUGGGCUGUUUCUGGGGAGCAGAAAGGAAGUUUUGGACACAAAAGGGAGUUUACUCCACCCAAGUGGGCUACUCUGGCGGCUACACUCCGAACGCCACGUACGAGGAAGUGUGCACAGGCAGAACCGGACACACUGAGGUGGUGCGAGUUGUUUACCAUCCAGAGAAGAUCAGCUUCAUCAGCCUGCUGAAGGUUUUCUGGGAAAGUCACAAUCCGACUCAAGGAAUGCGUCAGGGGAACGAUGUGGGGACAACGUACCGCUCUGCCAUCUACGCCUACACGCAGCAGCAGCUUGAGGAAGCGUUGGCCUCCAAGGAUCAGUACCAGAAGGUUCUUGCAGAGGAAGGUUUUGGUCCAAUCACAACAGAAAUCACUGAAGCCAAACCGUUUUAUUACGCUGAGGAUUACCACCAGCAGUACCUGAGUAAAAACCCACAUGGAUACUGCGGCCUGGGCGGGACAGGAGUCACCUGUCCAAUCGGACUCGGCAAAAAGUCCUGAGGAAUCCUCACAGCCAACUCAAACAAAUCCACCCAAUAUUGUUCAGCUUCUUAUCAUACAUGAUUUUUAACUUCCUGCUUUGUACAUCUGUAAGAUUCAAUUCUUUUGGAAACAAAUUGUGAAAUAUCUUAUUUUUUUGGUGGGACUAUUUUUAUAGUCUGUUUAAUGAGUUGUUUUAAAUUAGAGUUGCUUAUAGAAUAAUAGAAGAGAUGCAGUUUGUUUUGAAUAAAUCAACCUCGGAAAUUA
Molecule: messenger RNA, 1275 nt
Organism: Gambusia affinis (western mosquitofish)
Lineage: Eukaryota; Metazoa; Chordata; Actinopteri; Cyprinodontiformes; Poeciliidae
Gene: msraa
Product: methionine sulfoxide reductase A
Exons: 6
Coding region: 514-1029 (171 amino acids)
Biological process (GO): cellular response to oxidative stress
Cellular component (GO): cytoplasm
Molecular function (GO): peptide-methionine (S)-S-oxide reductase activity
Source: RefSeq, a predicted model, not a curated record